AUGGAGGCGUGGUGCCAACCGGAUGCUGUACCGUCCCCGUCAUGCGCCAGAUGGCGUAACAGCGUGCUGAGCCACCAAUUUAGCCUCCCUCUGGAGCAGAAGUCGCUGCGCCGCCAUAGCUCUAAGUCCCUCGAGGCUAGAGAAAGGUUUUACGAGGUAUUUGAGCUCCCCUACGUCCCCUUGCGUCGCAACAAUUCCGCUGGGGCCCUUCAGCUGCGCUUCCGUUAA
Messenger RNA from Peronospora matthiolae, 228 nucleotides. NCBI's taxonomy places the organism in Eukaryota, Oomycota, Peronosporomycetes, Peronosporales, Peronosporaceae. The record is from the annotation of a GenBank genome assembly.